Copidosoma floridanum is the source of this 1683-nucleotide messenger RNA. RefSeq names its product pyrimidodiazepine synthase. Gene Ontology annotation, cellular component: cytoplasm. Gene Ontology annotation, biological process: glutathione metabolic process. The record is from RefSeq and is a predicted model, not a curated record. NCBI's taxonomy places the organism in Eukaryota, Metazoa, Arthropoda, Insecta, Hymenoptera, Encyrtidae. Gene Ontology annotation, molecular function: glutathione transferase activity; glutathione dehydrogenase (ascorbate) activity.
AAACACAAGCAGCUGUCGGCUUCUUGACUUGUUAAAAAGAAGAGCCGAAAGGCGGCUGCCGCUAACAUAUAAGUAUAUUAUUAUGUAUAAACACACACGUCACAACAUACAGAUAAAGAGAUAAAAUAAAGUGCGCAGUGCGCACUGUCCAUUUACCUAAUCUCCUUUCGUGUUGAUAUUAUUGUGAUUAAAAAUUAAAAGUAGCCGACUGAUCGAUUUAUUGGGUGUGUCUUCAAUUGACGCUGAUCACGUUCAUAUUCGCUUAAGGUUACCUACGGGUCUUCAACUGGAUAAAAAGAAUAAAUGAUGAGUUCUCACCUUGGAGCAGGUUCCGAACAACCACCAAGAGUGGAAGGCAAAGUCAGGCUGUAUAGAAUGAAGUAUUGUCCAUUUGCUCAGAGAGUCAGUCUUGCGUUGACGUUUAAGAAAAUUCCUCAUGACAUAGUUAACAUUAACUUGAGAGAUAAACCUGAAUGGUACAUGCAGAUUAAUCCUGAAGGUAAAGUACCAGCCUUGGUGGAUCUUAAUGGAGAAAUCGUUGUGGAUUCAACUGCGAUAGUAAACUAUUUGGAAGAGAAAUAUCCGGAACCAGCUCUGUGCAAAAAGGAAACUAUAAAACGGGACCUGGAACUGUUGGAACAUUAUGGCAAGAUCCUCAAAGUAUUCUUUGAUUGUGUCCAUAGAAAAGACACCAGACCUCUUAAAACAGCUGUGGACGAAAUGUGUACCUAUCUCGUGGAAUUUGAGGAAGAGCUUAAAAAAUUAAAUACGCCCUUCUUUACUGGUGAUAAUCCUGGUAUGGUUGACAUCCUUAUGUGGCCUUUUGUAGAAAAAGCAAAGUGUCUUGCAUUGAUUUACAAGGAACCAAUGGACUUUGAAAAAGAAAAGUUCCCGCUGAUUUUGAAGUGGGUUAGUAAAAUGAAGGAGCAGGAAUUUGUACAACAAAAUGCCAUAUCUUAUGAAACUUUUGCUAAAGUAGCAGAAGCUUCCAACGCCGGAAAUGUCAAUUAUGACGCUAUUUAAAUGCUUCCAGUAAUGAAAAGGUAUAAAAGGUGAUAUAUAGGCAUUCGAGUUUUUAAUUUCGUACGCCUAAAAAGCUUUACUGUGCUUUAAGUAUAAUCUUGCGUUGAAGAUGCGUCAGAAAAUUUGAGAUAGUAAAUUCACCGCACGAUAAAAGGGGUCUUAAAUUACUUUAUACCGUAAGAUUUUGAUUCAAUUCUCUUGACUGAAUUUCUAUUGCGUAACAGUCAUUCUUUUUAUUUAAGUUGUUCUGUCGUCAUAAAUGCGAGGGUGAAGGGCAAAGGCGGUGUCUAUGCUGCAGGAAAUCGCAUCAAAAUUAUACAAAAAAAAUUUCAUCGACUUUUUAUUACUUCAUCACGAUGACAGAACAACCUAAAAAUUUUUCCUUAUGCAUCAUUCCAAAGCAUUACACCAAGUCAUCUUAAAUUGUUACAAAGUUAAUUUUAAGUAUUUUUGCAAUCAAGAUUUAUUAUUUAAAGUAUAAAUGUUAAGUUUAUGGCACAAUUAUAUAUAUGUAUAUAAUUUUUUACACAAGUUUUUUUUUUAAUUUAAAGUUUAAAGUAAAUCCUUUGAUAAUGACAAUACAACGUAACGACAAUAAAAAUAAAUGAGCUUAAAUGCAAUUCGCGCGCCUAUCUUUUAAAUGAUGAGUAAUUUAGAAGA